Messenger RNA from Lepisosteus oculatus (spotted gar), 4050 nucleotides. RefSeq names its product solute carrier family 38 member 5b (gene slc38a5b). Gene Ontology annotation, molecular function: L-glutamine transmembrane transporter activity; glycine transmembrane transporter activity. NCBI's taxonomy places the organism in Eukaryota, Metazoa, Chordata, Actinopteri, Semionotiformes, Lepisosteidae. Gene Ontology annotation, cellular component: plasma membrane. The record is from RefSeq and is a predicted model, not a curated record. Gene Ontology annotation, biological process: glycine transport; L-glutamine transport; L-histidine transmembrane transport.
UGCUCAAACUCUGCACUGAAAGCGGUUUAAGUAAAACUCAUUGACUGGCUGUAUGUCAACACAGAAGCAGAGGCUGGAGGAUUUAACAGGGGAGUUUUUGAAAAAGAGGAGAAAAGUUUCGGAAGGGGGAAUCCGGAAGAUUGGAAAAACAGGGACAACUUGCCUUCGAUGAGGCCUGCAGCUGAGGCUGGGGCGACCGGCCCGGAGAGAAGCUGGACUGACUGUUCUCUCCCAGCUGCACUGCUCUGCGACGGGCCGGAGGUCUGGGGAUUGUUCACGCUCAAGCCCAAGCACACACUGCCUGACGCUGAGACGGCCUGUUGAUUUGGCAGGGGGUCCUAAUUUUCUGGCCAGGGGAUAUAGUGCUUUCCUGCGAGGACACUAGAAGGACACAGGCAUAGACCCCCUCUGAGAGACAUCGGACCUCCAGAAUAUCCACAGUGCAGGACUGCCGAUCCGGCCAAGCCACGAUUAUCCUCUGUCCGACAUGGAGCUAGAAAAACUCUCUGGCGAUGAAACUCUGGGCAUCAUCUCGAAUGGCAGCCAUGUUAACGACCUCAGCCCAGAGAAGGUCACGCUGGAAGAUGGGUACGAAGGGCCAGAAUCUGCCGAGAUGGAGCGAGAGGAGUUCCUGCCGCACAAAGGCGAUGGGAAAAAGCAGCCCCAGUUUACAGACUUCGAAGGAAAGACAUCUCUGGGGAUGUCUGUCUUCAACCUCAGCAACGCCAUCAUGGGCAGUGGGAUCCUGGGGCUGGCGUACGCCAUGUCCAACACUGGCAUCAUCCUCUUCCUAAUCCUGUUGACGUUCAUUGCCAUUCUGUCGGCGUAUUCCAUACACCUGCUUCUGAAGAGCGCCGGAGUCGUAGGAAUCCGUGCCUAUGAACAGCUGGGCAACAGAGCCUUUGGACCUCCAGGGAAAAUCUUAGCAGCUAUCGUUGUCAGCAUCCACAACAUUGGAGCCAUGUCCAGCUACCUCUUCAUCAUCAAGGUGGAGCUGCCUCUGGUCAUCUCGUCCUUCCUGAAGACCGACAGCAGCGACCUAUGGUACCUGGAAGGCAGGUACCUGAUCAUCAUCGUUAGUGUCCUGAUCAUCCUCCCUCUUGCCCUCAUGAGACAGCUCGGUUAUCUUGGGUACACCAGUGGAUUCUCCUUAACCUGCAUGGUGUUCUUCCUCAUCUCGGUGAUCUACAAGAAGUUUGACUUCAGCUGUAGCCCUGAGAUGGAAAUGAACCUCACAAACUGCGUCAACAACACGGAAGAAGUCAAAUUCUUCACUGUAAACCAACAGACGGCUUACACCAUCCCCAUCCUGGCCUUCGCCUUCGUGUGCCACCCUGAGGUGCUGCCCAUCUACACGGAGCUGCGCAGGCCCACCAAGAAGCGCAUGCAGACCGUGGCCAACAUCUCCAUCCUGGCGAUGUUCCUCAUGUACCUGCUCACGGCCAUCUUCGGCUACCUCACCUUCUACGGCAACGUGGAGGCGGAGCUGCUGCACACCUACAGCAAAGUGAAGCGCGUGGACACCCUGAUCCUGUGCGUGCGUCUGGCCGUGCUGCUGGCCGUCACCCUCACCGUCCCCGUGGUGCUCUUCCCGAUCCGGAGAGCGCUCCAGCAGCUGUUGUUCCCGGGCAAAGACUUCCACUGGGGCCGGCACUGCGGCAUCGCCAUCGUUCUCCUGAUCAUCGUCAACCUGCUGGUCAUCUUCGUACCCAACAUCAAGGACAUCUUCGGCAUCAUCGGCGCCACAUCCGCCCCCAGCCUCAUCUUCAUCCUCCCGGGAAUCUUCUACGUUCGCAUCAUUCCCAGCGAGAGAGAACCGCUCAAGUCACGACCCAAGAUCCAGGCAGCCUGCUUCGCCGCGCUGGGCUUCAUCUUCAUGGUGAUGAGUCUGUCCUUCAUCUUUGUGGACUGGGUGCGGGGGGAGAGCAACAGCCACGGUGGGCACUAGCACCCCUCGACGGCGCCUGGGAAACACAGCGACGUCAGAGACCCCACCUGCCCCCCCCCCCACCUCCCCUGCCCCCACCAGCUCAGCCCCAAGUCCUUCAACUCGCUGGGAAAAAAACUGAAAAGGGCUGGACCCCCCGCCGCCUGCCCCCACCCUGCCCAUCUCAGUGUCCAUCUCCCCCCCUCCUUCACGCCAGGCAAGGCUCUCUGCUGCCCCCUUGUGUUCUGGAGGAGGGGCACACACCUCCUCCCCACAGUUCAGGUGGGUGGCGCUUUCUAAAACAGAGAACGGUGUUAUAAACUCCUGCAAAACCCCAAGAGAGGUCUGUGGUUCAGGAAUUAACAACAGAACAAGUGCACGAGCAUCCUAGCCGAUGUCGUUCUUGUGCUUGAUUGCCAGACUUGUCGGUGAGCGAAUCAUAUUUCUGGACAGUGUUCCUCCCCUCACACUAUGGUCAAGAGUCUUAAUUCAGCUGUUACUUAUUUAACUAAGCUGUUUAUUAAAAUGUCGACACAGAGUUAAGUUAUUUUCCUACGUGACUUUGAAAACAGAUCAGCCGUAUUCUCCAGGCGGCACGUGUGCUUGGUGCAGAGUAGAGAGGUUCUCUCUGUCUGAGCCUGGGAUGGCCGAGCACAGCGAGCUGCACAGCGGUGAGCUCAAGGAGCCUCUAACUGUGACACUCGACCAGCGAUCAGACAGCUGCUUCCUGUUACAAGGAAACACAGACAGAAACAGAGAUAUGUAUUUACGUGAACAGUUCCACCUAGCUGAAGCACACUUUACACUCCUGUCAGAGAUCCUGUCCUUGUCUGAGAAUUCAAGAGCCUGUUCCUUUAGCACAGUUCUAUGAAACAGCUCAUUAAUCUCCAUAAAUCUCCAAACUCCUUUCUUGGCGCAUUUUCUGCCCAAGUGAGACUUCCUGCAUCAGUUUCUGAAAACAGACAACACUUCUCGAUGAGACAAAAUGACAUGUACGAGCAUUUCAGCUGCAUGUGGAGAGUCGUCAUCUUAAAGGUCAUUUUUUUAUGUUAUUGCUGUUAGGACAAUGGAGCUUCCCAGUGGCUCAGACAGUACAGUGGCUUGUUUGGAGGGCUAUAGUCCAGACACCACCAGUGUGACCGCAGACAGUUGCUUGCCAUGAGGGUUUGUGGGUUUAAGUAAGAGACAAUAUGUCCCCAGAUCUGAGCACAGCAGUGACCCCUGCUGGUGUCCCUGAGCGGUGACACUGCGAGAGGUCUGCCCAUCGUAUUUUAACUGAUAUGCAUGGAGGCACUGGCCAGUACUGCCCACCCACCCCCCAGUCCCAGAGAGCCAUAGUUCCUCGGGUGUUAGGGUUCACCCUAAAAUAAUCAAUUCCUAAACUUUCGUACACUACGUAUGCAGAGAAUUCAGGCAAUUAAACAGCGCAGAGACCAUUUGAAAUACAAAACAGCCAAGACCUCCAUAGCCCAACGCCCAGAGCUGGCCAUUCCUGGCUGAACUCAAUCAAGUAAUUGGCUCAAGUGGUCGAGACCCACGUGUGUUCCGAGUCCGCCCAGCCUUCUGAGCGCAGAAACCUGGCCACGCCCAUCGCUCGCUGUCCGGAAGUCUCGACUCCCUGCGGUCCGGUUUCCAACUUCACCUUCAUGUUGCCGAGACCGACUACUACAGUGUUUCGACUGCUUUUAUUCGAACAAUUGUAUCACUCCGUUGCGAUGCCUUCUACACCACCCAAACUGUAUUUUUAGGAACUGUUUUUUUUACCGAGUCCUCCUGUUACAGGGCGCAAACCUCCACACACGUAGUUCCAGCAGGGGGCGACACAAAACAACAGGCUGCUGUAAAAAAAAAUGAAGUUCGCCAAGAGAUCAUUUCAGCGCAUGCGUUUUCUCCUCUGUGAGUUUAAUUAAAUCGGUCUGUGAACAGUUACACAUCAUUUCCUCAGCAGUUAAUCGGUUAUCGUUAUUGAUGGCAGCUACAGUAGACACAGGAGACAGGGGCGAACGGUGCAGUGACGUGCAGUGUUUGGCUCAUGUUCACAGGAAGUGUGUAUCGUACUGAUGUCUUGUCCGACAGCACAGAGGUGCGUUCUGAUCUUAAUAAAGGUGUCACUCCGAGUGGUC